Molecule: messenger RNA, 291 nt
Organism: Blepharisma stoltei
Lineage: Eukaryota; Ciliophora; Heterotrichea; Heterotrichida; Blepharismidae
Source: the annotation of a GenBank genome assembly
AUGUGGCGAUUGGUUAGAGCUGUAGCAGGAAGGCAUUUCGUGACAGCAGAAAGUGCAGGGCUUAGAGAAAAAAUUUUCGAAGUUUUGAAAAAAUUUGACACUGUAGACCCGGCAAAAUUAAAUCAAGAUGCUACUUUUAAAGAUAUAGGGCUUGACUCAUUAGAUACUGUAGAAGCUAUUGUAGCUUUAGAAGAUAUAUUAGGUGUAGAACUAACUGAUGAAGAAGCUUUAAAAAUCAAUUCAAUUCCUCAAACAGUAGACGCAUUUGAGAAAUAUACAAAUAAGAAAUAA